CCGUACGCGCGUGCCGUAGCGAUAGCACUGCAGAGAGCUCGUAAACGUGCUCCAGCUUCAUCGACAAAAUCUAUCAAAUAAAGGUACAUACACUGAAUAUAGACCAAAGAUGUCUUCAGUAACAGCACAGACUCAAGCACAACAAGCAGGGAAUUCCAAGGAACAGGAAGAAAUGGAUGAGGAUGAAAUGGGUACAACAGAUGCCGACACCAGCUCGUGGGAGAGCGAACCGCAUACUGCCAGAAGCUCUAGGAAAUACCACCCUGUCAAAGGAGAACACACUGCAGUGGUCUCUGAGGAUGAGGAUGACGAUCAGGAACCCUUAACAAAUGGAGGCAUCCCUGAAAAUCAUGCCUUUGGCGAUCAAGAGUUGCUCUCAUCUCAGUACUUGAGGAAGACCUUUGGGCUUGAGCGAUCAGGGAAGCAGGAUGGUCAGCAGGGUAAAAAGGAAGGUGAAAAAUCAGGACAGACUCAAGAGAAACCAAAAGACACUGGAGUCCGAAAUGGAUUUCAAAGGGACGGACAGACUUCUGAUGAUGCUGGUCAAGACAGAAGUGAGAGCGAGAAUGAUGACUCACUGGAUCAACAUCAGCAGGACACAGAAGACAUCAUUGAAGAGAUUGAUCUCACUAAAGAGCCGAAACCUUCAAUGUUUGGGAGAGGAGCACCGGGGAUGGCACAGGCUAAGUUUGUAUUCAUGCCAUCUCUCGGGCCAUUCGGCUCAAGCCCCUUCGGCUCUCUGAUGACAGGUCUGCUGUCGAGUGAUGGAGACGGAUUUGAGAACGAUGCUGACGUGUCCAGCCAGUCCGAGGCAGAGGAGGCAAGGCUGCCAAGAGCGAAGCCCCAGAUCUCUCCGGGUCUGGACAGGAGGGGCCAGCAAGAGAGGUGGGAGCAUCUCUUUGGGAUGCUGGAGCAGCAGCACAGGCAGCAGGUGAUCUUGCAGAGGGAGCACCACGAGCGACAGGUCCAGCUACUCCAGGCGCAACUUGCUAGUCUCACCCAAGAGCAGGAGGACCUCAUCACCAAGCAACACCAGGAACCUCUGGGAUAUGGUACCAAGUCAGCCCCAGAUGAAGCCUCAUCAGAACAAGGAAAACAUCCAGAGGAAGCCAGGAAGCAGGCAAGAAGAAGCCCAAAUGGGAAAGACAAGAAUGCCUUGUCGCCAAGUUUAACCCCUUCAGAAAGCAGCCAGCAAGACACGUACUCUUCUUCAGGGGACAGCGAAGUGACAUUAGAAGGCUCCCUGGCAGACGCCAGUGAGACACUGAUGACAACUUGGUCCGAUGUCGUGGAACAGAAACAAGCUGAAAAGGAGAUAACUGGUCAAGAGGAACAGUCAAGAGUUGAGAUGCCAGAAAGAAAUCUCCAAGAACCACAAAUGCUGAAGAGCAGGGGAGAAGAUGAUCGUUUCCUCAUUUUGCAGACACACUUUGCCCAACAGCAGCGGCAGUUGCAAGAGCAGUAUGCUUUACAGGUGAAACACAUGCAACGGCAGUGGGCGGAGCUUCAGACCCAACAGGGACAGCAGCAAGAGGUCCUCCGCCACCUCCUGUCCAGACAACAGGAGAGAAUCACCCAGACGCACAGGGACAUACAAGGGGUGACGCAAGGCAAUGAAGGACAAGAGCCUGGCGAGGAAGCUGAUUCGAUGGAUGCAGAGAGAAGCACACCUACCUCAGACAAUACCAGCACAACGUAUUCCGACUUCACUUAUUGGAAACAGGCCGAGGAAGACACAUACAGAGCCUUGCCAGACGUUUCAAUGGAAGACGCUGCAAGAGGACAGGAGGGGCACCAACCAGAAAUGUCGGCUGCGGUUAGAUCUCCAAACCCCAACGGCCAAGGAUCACCUGAUCUCGCUGUCCAAUGGCCAGCCGCUGGCUCAGGGCAAAGGUCACCUCAUGUGUCAGGUCAGAGUUCGUCUCCACGCCGAUCUGGUGAUGAUGGCAACGCGGGAGAGGAUGCACAACUUACAUCAAGUCUGAGACUGAAUUUGCGUGAGAAACAUGCCCGCCACAUCGCUGACCUGAAGGCCUACUACGACAGCGAGAUCCAGGAGCUGCAGAACAAGCUGACAGAAGCCGCCUCCCUCCGAGACCACUCCCCCGACAAGGUCACGAGACGAACCAAUCAGAGGUUGCAGGACAACUGCGUCAGAUUGGAGGCAGCCUUGAAAUCGGCCAAUAGCCGGAUUGAGGAUCUGGAAAACACAGUAAAAGCUCUGGAAUCUAGACUGGGCGAAACCUACACCAGCACCGAUUCCUCCGUGGCCAACCUUGAGCAGAAGGUCAACGACCUCAAGCAGCUGUGCCGACACAAGGAGCUGGAUAUGCAAUCACUGGAGAAGAGAAACAGAGAACUGCAAGUCUCACUGGACCAGGCCUACCAGCUUCAAGAUGUUCAAGCAAUGGAUGAACACCGCGACCAAAAAAUUCUUAAAAAGGUCUUGAAUGAAUACAAAGCUUUGGCCGAGAAACAUGAAGUCACCAAGGAAUUGCUUCAUGACAUGGAGACACAGCUGUAUGAAUCCAAGGCAAAGAUUGCAGACUUAAGCAGGACAUUGUCACAUCUGGAGUUUGAGGUGAAACGGAUGGAUUUGGAGAGUUCAGUAGUGAAGAGACAGAGUCUGCCCAAGUCACUCAGUGGAACCAGUUUAAGAUCCAGAACCAGCCCAAAUACCACAUCAGCCACCGUCCCUGCUGCCGUGACUUCACCAGACGACAGACGCUCACAGGACAAAAACCACACCUCAGGGAUUGCGAAGGACACCAACAACCUCCCAGAUACAUCUGCCGCAAACCGCUCCGUGGAGGAUCGGAAGUUCCUGAGGCCCAGCGCCGACUACAACAUCCUGACGGGGGAGAAGCUGGUGUCGGAGAGUGGAAGCGAGAGUCUACAGUUUACGUCCGACACAGAAAGCCUAACGCAGUCUGAAGACAACAGAGCCAACUUGUCGGCCCCGGGUCGCCACAGCGACCUCGGAGUGCCCUUCGACACCGACAUGGAUGAGGAGCGCCCCCUAUCUCCGAUGAUGAAAGCGGCACGCCAAAUGGACAUAUGGAAAGCAGAGGAGAGCAUGAACGCGGGAGACAAUCAGGGACUUCUCCGGAAUGGUCUCAAUGGGAUGCACGUGACCGAGAAACCGGACGACAGGGCGCAUAGGUCAACUGAGCAUCGCCAUAAUCAGAGUGCCAACAAUUCUAGUCAGUCCUACCUCGUUGACACCCAAUCCCCCAGAGGAAGACUGGACGGUGGACCCUUGAGCCAGGAUUCAAGCAUUCACAUUUGGCCGGCUUCGGACAAGGGGACCCAGCGUUCCGCAGUACCGCCUGCCCCAGCGUCACAGCUCGGUGCGGCCCUGGCGCACAGCUCUCCCAAGCAACUGGCCCGGCAGAGCUUAGCCAAAGCCAUCAAACCAAAAGACCACGAUAUUUUUCCGGUCAGAGGUGCAAAGGAAAGCCCGCCAGAAACCUCAAAGCGGGGCAGCCCGGCCGCGGCAAGGCAGUCGUUUGAGAAAGCGCCCUCUUCUGUCAGGCCGAGAAAAUCGAAGGAGUCACCGAGGAGGCAGCUCUUUGGUGAUGGUAAAAGGAGUGAUAACAGAAGGCUAGUAAAAGGAGAAAACAUUGCUGAUUUUGUUCUUGCCAAAGUCCGAGCUGGUGACGUCCAGACCAGGGCAGAUUGGGAGGGUCUAGGCUCAUCAAGCAGUCAACGCAGUCAAACUCCCAAGAAACAGACAGAGACGAGUUUGGAUAUCGUCCAAUGCCUCAAUGAUCAUCAGAAGAAACUAGACCAGCUCAUGAUGGAGAAACGACAGCUGGAAACGACACUCAGUCAUGUUCCAAUCUCAGGAAGGGUGUCAAGACAGACACGGCAGGAUGAGGAGCGGCUUGAGCAGCGACUGGAACAUGUGACCCGAGAGCUUGGAUCAGUCCGGAUGCUACUUAGGAAGUACAACGCCCUCAAGAGCUCAAUAUAGGCCAGUUAGUCCCGACAAAAUGGGUUGGUUUGUCUGUUUGUUUGUUUUUAUCGGCAAGUCAGAGUCAGUUUUUCCUUUGAAUUGGUAAUGUGUUCAGUAGGAUGGUACUUGAAUGAACUCUGUGCAUUGACAAGAGAGGGCAGCGCUUUGUAACCACUUUUGAGGCUCCAGUGGGUGGGACAUACUGCGUGCACGUACUGGGGCAAAUUCGCGCAACAACCAUUAGUCAACCAAUGGUUGGUUGGUGUCAAACAGUGCGCACGCGCUGUAACGUUAAAGUGCGAACGACUCAAGUCGAACCAUUGUCAACAUGUGGUGGUCACGGGUAUGUUUGGAUUGUUUAUGUUCUUUGACCUGUUGAAUGAACUGGAAGAUACGUUCGAAACGAGGCUAUUGAUAACCAGCGAUGCGACCAGGCCCAGUAGGCUGGUUCCAAAUAGUCGACUAACGUAGUCCAACCAUCGUCAACUAGACAGAGUUCGGGCUAACUAAGUCGAACUAUGGUUGACAAUAGUUCUUGUGCCCCUGGUUUGCGGGUAUUGACUAAUUAUAUUUUAAGGGAGCACAAACCCGUAAUGGGUUUGUCUCACAGUCACUAUGUGGACAUGUGAACAAGAGAUGUCCACAUAAUGCAGGUUGUGUUGACGUUAUGUGGACUAAGCCGUGUCCACAUAACGUUUCACCCUCUCUGGAAAACAGGUUUAGAGGCAUUUUCGGGUUGGGGUUAUUCGUCGCAGAAUGAAUAGAAACAUUCAAGAAAAUC
Messenger RNA from Patiria miniata (bat star), 4739 nucleotides. RefSeq names its product myosin-9-like. NCBI's taxonomy places the organism in Eukaryota, Metazoa, Echinodermata, Asteroidea, Valvatida, Asterinidae. The record is from RefSeq and is a predicted model, not a curated record. The coding region runs from base 110 to 3976 and encodes 1288 amino acids. Gene Ontology annotation, cellular component: centriole. The transcript is spliced from 17 exons.